AUGGAACAACUUGCUACGCUUUCAAUUGAAGACAAAUUUGAAGAGGAUUUAUGUGAAGAAGAUGAAGAAUUAAUACAAAAAGCUCUUCCUGUUUCUGGAAACUCUUUACCAAAUAGACCACCAGCAACAGGAGAGGAAUAUUUGCGUAUGGUAAGGUCAGAAGCUAAUAAAAGGCCUAAUGUCGUUAUAGCUAAAAAUCAAAUAAAUAAGUCUAAAGAAGUUAGAAUGGCAGGAUGGGUUAAAAGGGGCUGGGCCAAUCAAAUGGAACUUGAUAAUUUUGAUCAAAAUUCAAAUAAUUUGGUAAAUGAAGAAUGGGAAAAGAUAUUUUUAAUGAAAUUUGAUUUAAUAAGACAGUUCCCAGCACGAAAUGAUGAAGCUGGAUGGCUUAAAUAUUGUUAUGGAAUAAUAGAAUCUCCGAAUUUUGUAGAAGGUAAAGGAUUGGAAAAUGAAGGUGAUGUAAAUGAGAUGACAUUGCCGCGUGUUAGUAUUGUGUCAAGAAUAGAUCAGUCCACAACAAUUACACUUCUUUUAUAUCAUACAAAGUGGUUAUCCAAUGGGAUUACGAUUGCACAAUCUCAAUGGCUUUUUGCGUUGCUUUUGCGUGUUGACAAACUCUUGACGCCUAAUCAGAUGGCUACUUUAAGACAACUCUGUAAGAAGUGCAUUCAAAUUCGACAAAAGACCGAUAAGGAAGAUCUUAUUACAUUGGCUUCCUUGGAUAUGAUAAUUAUUAUUGUAAGAAAGUAUUUUGGUCAGAAAGAUCUGCUAUGA
Messenger RNA from Rhizophagus irregularis DAOM 181602=DAOM 197198, 771 nucleotides. NCBI's taxonomy places the organism in Eukaryota, Fungi, Glomeromycota, Glomeromycetes, Glomerales, Glomeraceae. The record is from RefSeq and is a predicted model, not a curated record.